Messenger RNA from Capsicum annuum, 2550 nucleotides. Its product is annotated as long chain acyl-CoA synthetase 4. Gene Ontology annotation, molecular function: long-chain fatty acid-CoA ligase activity. Gene Ontology annotation, biological process: fatty acid metabolic process. NCBI's taxonomy places the organism in Eukaryota, Viridiplantae, Streptophyta, Magnoliopsida, Solanales, Solanaceae. The transcript has 20 exons. Bases 277 to 2292 code for a protein of 671 amino acids. Gene Ontology annotation, cellular component: membrane; endoplasmic reticulum. The record is from RefSeq and is a predicted model, not a curated record.
UCAAACUUCCCCUUUAAUAUCUCCAUAAUCUCACAAAAAUCCUUCAUAUACAUACACAAAUCUAUUAUUAUUAUUAUAAUAAUAAUAUACUACUGGUAUACGUACUCGUGCGAUUUCUGAUUUAAUCUAUCCACCUACAUUGCAUUUUUUCAAUCAGAUUAGUACUAGAAUACGUACUCACGUGAUUUAUGAUUAGAUCUGUUCAGAUUAACGAAAUUGCACGUAUAAAAGUUCAUAGAUUGAGGAUCUGUUUGGAGAUAUUGAGAGAUCAGAGACAUGGCAGAAAGGUUUAUAUUUGAGGUUGAGCCGGCGAAGGCAGCAAAAGAUGGAAGGCCGUCCAUUGGACCGGUGUAUCGGAGUAAAUUUGCCAAGAAUGGUUUUCCACCUCCCAUUGAUGGCUUAGAUAGCUGUUGGGAUAUUUUCCGUUUGGCAGUGGAGAAAUAUCCUAAUAACCACAUGCUUGGCCACCGUAAGAUUGUGGAUGGGAAGCCUGGAAGGUAUGUCUGGAAGACUUACAAACAAGUGUACGACAUUGUCAUACAAGUAGGAAAUUCCAUUCGUAACUGUGGCGUAGAACCAGGAGGAAAAUGCGGUAUAUUUGGAGCGAAUUGCCCUGAGUGGAUUAUGAGUAUGGAGGCAUGCAACGCUCAUGGACUUUACUGUGUCCCUCUGUAUGAUACCUUGGGUGCUGGUGCAGUGGAAUUUAUCAUUUCCCAUGCAGAGGUUGAAAUUGCUUUCGUUGAGGAGAAAAAACUUCCCGAGCUUUUGAAAACAUUUCCGAAUGCAGCAAAGUACUUGAAGACGAUUGUUUGUUUCGGCAAAAUCACUCCUCAGCAAAAGGACGAGGUUGCAAAGUUUGGCGUGUCUCUUUAUUCCUGGGAUGAGUUUCCUCAAUUAGGAAACAAAAAACAGUUUGAUCUUCCACUGAAAAAGAAGAACGAUAUCUGUACGAUAAUGUAUACUAGUGGAACAACCGGGGAACCCAAGGGUGUGAUGCUUUCAAAUAAGAGCAUCGUCACUAUUAUGGCUGGAGUGCACCGUAUCCUCGAGUGUGUAAAUGAGUCGCUGACAAUGCAUGAUAUAUAUAUCUCAUAUCUUCCCUUGGCACAUAUCUUUGAUCGAGCGAUUGAAGAAUGUUUCAUUAAUAUUGGCGCCUCGAUAGGAUUUUGGCGAGGGGACGUCAAGUUACUAACUGAAGACCUUGCAGAACUGAAACCAACUAUCUUCUGUGCGGUACCUCGGGUAUUAGACAGAAUAUAUGCUGGUUUGCAACAGAAAGUUUCUUCAGGUGGUCUGCUAAGAAGCACCUUGUUCAAUAUUGCAUAUGCUCGCAAACUUCAGUAUUUGCAGAGUGGGUGUAAGUAUCACGAAGCAUCUCCAAUAUCCGACAAAAUUGUUUUCAGUAAGGUAAAAGAUGGGCUAGGCGGCAGAGUGCGCCUUAUAUUAUCUGGAGCAGCACCCCUCUCAGCUCACGUAGAAUCUUUUCUGCGAGUUGUAGCAUGUGCUCAUGUUCUUCAAGGAUACGGUCUGACUGAAACAUGUGCUGGUACAUUUGUAUCGCUACCCAACCAGUUUGAUAUGCUUGGUACGGUUGGUCCACCGGUGCCUAAUGUGGAUGUGCGUUUGGAAUCCGUUCCUGAUAUGGAAUAUGACGCUCUUUCAAGCAUGCCACGUGGAGAAAUAUGCAUCAGGGGAGAAACUCUAUUUUCUGGUUACUACAAGCGCGAGGACCUUACGAAAGAAGUCCUGGUCGAUGGAUGGUUCCAUACAGGGGAUAUCGGUGAGUGGCAACCAAACGGUAGCUUGAGGAUAAUCGAUCGCAAGAAGAAUAUUUUCAAGCUAUCACAAGGAGAAUAUGUUGCUGUCGAAAAUUUGGAGAAUGUCUAUGGCGAUAAUCCUGUUAUCGAAUCAAUAUGGAUAUACGGGAGCAGCUUUGAGUCUUUCCUCGUUGCUGUCGUUAGUCCAAGAAAAGAAGAGGUUGAAAAAUGGGCCAACCAGAAUGGCCUCUCCGGGGAUUUUAAUUCUCUCUGUGGAAAUUCCGCGGUGAAAGAAUACAUACUAGGGGAGCUCACAAAAGCUGGUAAAGAAAAGAAGAAGGCGGAGAGCCUAUGUUUACGUGACUCACUUUCUUCGCAGCUGAAGGGAUUUGAGUUCGUUAAAGCUCUACACCUUGAUCCAGUGCCGUUUGACAUGGAACGCGACCUCCUGACUCCAACGUUUAAGAAGAAAAGACCACAGUUGCUUAAACACUACAAGGAUGUUAUUGACAACAUGUACAAGGGUGCUAAAUGAACCUUUUUCUUUUGGCCCCUCCCUCCCUCGAUGACUCGAACUCACAAUUUUUGAACUAAAAGUGAGAGGUGCUUACCAUACGAGCGACUCCACCUCCCUCUGAUUUUGUUUUUAUUUUUGUUUUCGUUUUAGUUCUGUAUAUAUUUAUUAUUGGAUCUUUCGGUAUGUAUUAGCACAUGGAUUUUUUGAAAAAUAUCGAUAGACUUUGUUUGUUCUGAAAUUAAUUUGAAGGAUCCAUCCCAAACGUUCUAAGUUUUA